Boleophthalmus pectinirostris (great blue-spotted mudskipper) is the source of this 3908-nucleotide messenger RNA. RefSeq names its product YTH N6-methyladenosine RNA binding protein F2 (gene ythdf2). NCBI's taxonomy places the organism in Eukaryota, Metazoa, Chordata, Actinopteri, Gobiiformes, Gobiidae. The transcript is spliced from 5 exons. Gene Ontology annotation, molecular function: mRNA binding; N6-methyladenosine-containing RNA reader activity. Gene Ontology annotation, biological process: mRNA destabilization. Gene Ontology annotation, cellular component: cytoplasm. The record is from RefSeq and is a predicted model, not a curated record. Bases 381 to 2276 code for a protein of 631 amino acids.
GUUGAUCGUGAGCGCAGCGCAGUGAGAGCGCACAUCCCGUGGCACAUCCAUGAGCGCAGCCCGCCAUUGUGUGAUCGGCUCCGGACACAAACACUUCCCACAGUGACAGACGCUGCUCCCGCCGCCUCCAGCCAGGCCCAAACCCCGCACUCCGGCUCCGGGCGCACAGACAUGUCAGCCAGCGGCCUCGAGGAGCAGCUCCAGCGCGGACAUUUGUGAUCGCACCGAGGCCACACCAGAGCAGCGCGCCGCGGCUAACCGGAUAGCUUAGCUCCACAGCGGCUCUAGUGCAGUAGGCCUGACCACCUGCGAACGGACUGACUGCUCCAAACUAUCUUCAUCUUUUCUCCCCCUCCUCUCCUCUCAUAAAUCAAACCUUCAUGAAUCACCUGGACCCAAUCCAGAGACCGAAAGGCCAAGCAAACAAAGUGCAAAACGGAGCUGUGACCCAAAAGGAGACCUUGAAUGACGAUGAGUUUGAGCCUUACCUGAACACUCAGGCCCGACAGAGCAAUGCCUAUACGGCCAUGUCAGACUCGUACAUGCCCAGCUACUACAGCCCCUCCAUUGGAUUCUCCUACUCCCUGAACGAGGCAGCAUGGUCCACGGGCGGAGACCCUCCCAUGCCUUACCUGGCCUCCUAUGGACAGCUGAGCAACGGGGAGCCCCACUACCUCCCAGACGCCAUGUUUGGUCAGCCGGGUCCUCUCGGGAGCAACCCUUUCCUGGGCCAGCACGGCUUCAACUUCUUCCCCAGCGGCAUCGACUUCUCUGCGUGGGGCAGCAGCAGCUCUCAGGGACAGUCGGGCACGCCGCAGAGCUCCGGCUACAGCAGCAACUACGCCUACGCCCCCAGCUCCCUAGGAGGCGCUAUGAUCGACGGACAGUCCCCGUUUGCUCCGGCCAACGAGCCUCUGAACAAGGCGCCCGGAAUGAACAGCCUGGACCAGAGCAUGGCCGGACUGAAGAUCGGCAGCACGGCUCCGGGGGGAAACGGGGACAUUGCUCCUAAAGUGGUUGGCUCCGCUUUACCCGGUGGGGGCCCCUUGGGUCCUGUGUCCUCUGUGGGGCCCCCCAGCAUGCCUCCCGUGUCUAUAGCUCCUGCCAAGCCCGCCUCCUGGGCAGACAUUGCCAGCAAACCAGCCAAGCCUCAGCCCAAGCUGAAAACCAAGGGCGGCAUGGCCGGCGCCAACCUGCCUCCUCCGCCCAUUAAACACAACAUGGACAUCGGCACGUGGGACAACAAAGGCAGCAUGCCCAAGGCUGCCACGCCUCAGCAGGUGCCUCAAGCCCCCACCAACGGGCAGCCACCUAACCAGGCGUCCCCCCAGCCCGGCGCUACUGCUGCCGGGACUCCCCAGCUGCCCCUUAGCAACGGGCAGCUGGUGCCACCCGUGUCCCAGAUGGGUCAGCUGCAGGCGGGUCAGCCUGCCAUGGCUCCUCUGGCACAGCCUCUGUCCCAGGGUCCCCCUCCCCCCAGCCAACAACAGCCCUCUCAGCCCACCCGCUGGAUCCCCCCUCGGAACCGCACCAACGGCUUCGGGGAGGCCGGCGGGAGCGGGUCGGGCCAGUCCCCCCCCUCCUCCGCCGGAGUGCCCGUGGUCCCAGGUGUCCCUUCUGAACCUCACCCCGUCUUAGAGAAGCUGCGAAUGGUAAAUAACUACAAUCCCAAGGACUUUGACUGGAACCCCAAACAAGGACGCGUGUUCAUCAUCAAGAGCUACUCUGAGGACGACAUCCACCGCUCCAUCAAGUACAACAUCUGGUGCAGCACGGAGCACGGCAACAAGCGCCUGGACGCGGCCUACCGCUCUCUGGGGGGCAAGGGCCCGCUCUAUUUGCUCUUCAGCGUCAACGGCAGCGGGCACUUCUGUGGCGUGGCGGAGAUGCGCUCUCCCGUGGACUACAACACGUCAGCGGGCGUGUGGGCGCAGGACAAGUGGAAGGGCCGCUUUGACGUGCGCUGGAUCUUUGUAAAGGACGUUCCCAACAGUCAGCUGAGGCACAUCCGGCUGGAGAACAAUGAAAACAAGCCCGUCACCAACUCCAGGGACACACAGGAGGUGCCCCUGGACAAGGCCCGGCAGGUGCUCAAGAUCAUGGCAGCCUACAAGCACACCACCUCCAUCUUUGACGACUUCUCCCACUACGAGAAACGCCAGGAGGAGGAGGAGUGUGUCAAAAAGGUGGAGGUCCAGGGCAGCGAGCCAUAUCCCAGCAACCCCAGCAGCCGGAGUCAUUACAGGAUCCAGGAGCGCCAGGGACGGGUCAAGUAGGCGUUCUAAAGACUGCUACGGCCUAAAGCCCAACCACCUUUCUCUGCUGAUCUCUAAUUCUACUAGGGGUGAUGAACUAACACGGACAACAAACUAAAUGAAGACUUUCUUGAUUUCUUUUGACUUUAAAGACUUACUUCGAACUUGUAGUAAAAAGAAAAAGGAAACAAAUAUUCAUAGGACUACAACUUAAUGCAUAGCGCCCUUAGGUGAACUCUUUUUUUUUUUUUUUUUUUUUUUUGCCCCACCCCAUUCCACUACAUAUGCUUUCUCCCUCAUAUGCUGCUUUCCUUUUUUUAAGAGGAUCAUUUUCUGUUUUUAUGGUCCAAGAGCCAGUCUCUUAAUUCUCUCCAACCACACAAAUCCAACAGAAAUGUUUCACGUUGGCUUCUAAUGUUUUCCAAAGUGAAGAAUGGGCGCUUUGUCUCUUUUUCUGAGUUCCCCUUUGACCCCCAUGCCUCUGUGGAGAAGCCUGUGCGGACUGGACUGUACCGGUGGAGACUCCAGGGGGCGCUCCAGCUCUGCGUCGCUCGCCACCGUUUUCUGUUUUGAGAGGACUGCUCCUGCUCAUCGGCCUCGUAUUGUUUUUUUUUUUUUUUUGACUGGAUGCAAUAGGGAAGGUAGUGUCUGGGGGUUGUCGAAAUGGGUUGAAAUGUUUAAGUUGAUCAUUUUACUGUCUGGAAAAAAAAAACAAAAAAACAUCAGACUUUAUUUCUAUGUCUCUCCCCCCCGGACGAACCCGACGCUACGGGCUGCUCUUUUGUUUCUCUUUUCCUGCGUUUUUCUAAAGACAGUGAUCGGAGUGGCUUUGCCCCCACUCGUUUCAUGAAUCAGUUCAAAGGUAAUAAAUGUGAUAUAUUGAGCAGAAGCGUGUGCAUUCCCCUGGUUUGUAAAACAUCGGACCCUUUCCUUUCUUGAGUUUCUGAUCGAGCCCGAACCCGUCCACACACACAAACAAACACACACGCCUCGCUAACAUGUGUGCACUCGGCAGAACCACCACGCGCGGUCACCCUCUCUCACACGCCAUGUCUCUGUCCGUGAGUCCAAAUGCAAGCUCCUCUUUCAGAACUACUGGCUUUGAUUUGUGGCAGAAUAAAGAUGCUCCACAAAGAUCACGUGUGGCCUGUUCCUCGCAUCUCAGACGAACGGAUUCAACGCACGCACCAGAUUUUUCAAUGCAUGCUUUAGCUUUAAUAUACAAUGUUAAAUGUACCUACUUUUAAGCAUGUUCCAUCGCCAAAGACGAGCUUAAAGUUGUUUUUUUAGCUUCAUUCUCACUGGUUUCAAUGUGGACUUCGUUAUAAGUAGAAAUAUUUCCAUUUUAAGUCCAUAAAUUGACACUUUUUUGAGCUUUCUCAGGCAUAACAAUCUCACUUUUUGGAGAAAUUUGCAGCAGUGUGACCCACAUCAGUGAUUCCCAAACUUUUUUUCUGGGAACUCAUAUUUUAAAAGUGACAAACCUUCGCCAUCCAAGUCCAUAGACAUUAUUCGUAAAUCACAAAAUAAAGGUGAAUUAUUGAACAUUAUUGAGGAUAUUUUAUUGUUGACUGAGUGAUCGUGUGUCUGAACAAUUAGUUUUACUCCAGUUUUAAACUAUGAAAAACAGGAAUAAAAAGAUCCAUACGUUGA